AAACAACGAAAGUCGGAGAGACCAGCCCACUUCUCGUCGACUCAUGUCCUUGUAUCAGAUGAAGUUGCGUUACACUCUUUUGGGACCGAGAGCUCAGCAUACACCGACAGUUUACCUCAGACUAAACUCAGUCACUCUGAAUCGUGAAGAACACCAUCCUGUGGCGGUCGGUGAUAUAGCACAGCUGAGAUUGGAGCUGAAAGGGAGUUUCUGAAGACAGCCGUGUUUUUUUUUUUUUUUUACUUCAUAUCCACCCAGUCUGAACCAGCGACCCAAGGACCUAUUUUUUUGUAUCAAAGGAUAUCUUCAAAUUCAAAUUGUAUUUUCACGUUUAUCAUAGCUGAAAAGCUAUGAUAGUCGCAAGAACUAAGUGGUGACAGGAGUUUUCAAGGGGACUAUUUUCUGGUGAAGUAAAAUCACUUGGACUAAAGAUGGAGGAAGCAUCACAAUAUGCCUAUUCUGCCACAUUGCCAACUGUGGCUCCUGCCGUUGGCUACCUCAGUAUGUUCCAUGAAUACCACAGCAAUGCGGCUCUGGUAACACAUUACAACUAUACGGGAAAGCUGAAAGAGAACAAGUACAGAGAUGGACUAAAACCAGAGGCCAUACUCUUUCUCAUCAUCUGUCUGCUCAUAGUGCUGGAGAACACUGUGGUGCUGGUGGCUAUCUGGAAGAACAAAAAAUUCCAUCUGCCCAUGUACUACCUGCUGGGCAACCUGACACUCUCCGACCUGUUGGCAGGCUUCACCUACAUGGUAAACAUCAUCACGUCUGGAGCAAACACCCUGAAAAUGACACCACUGCAGUGGUUCCUGAGGGAAGGUGGGGUCUUCAUCACUUUGGCUGCCUCUGUCAUCAGCCUACUGGCUAUCGCCAUUGAGCGACACGUCACCAUGGUGAGGAUGAAGCCUUACCAGGGGGCCAAGAGAGGACGCAUGUUUGCCCUUAUCGGAGCCAGCUGGGUGGUCUCGGUGCUGCUGGGGGUCCUCCCCAUCAUGGGCUGGAACUGCAUGGGCCGCCUGGACCACUGCUCCACGGUCCUGCCGCUGUACGACAAGAGCUACAUCCUGUUCUGCGUCACAGUCUUCAGCGCAGUGCUGAUGGCCAUCGUGGUGCUGUAUGCGCGCAUCUUCCGCAUCGUCAAGUCCAACACUCAGCGCCUGGGCUGCGGCCCCCAGCGCAAGGGCUUGGCGCGCAAAUCCCAGAAGUACCUGGCCCUGCUGAAGACGGUCACCAUCGUGCUGGGGGUUUUCAUUGCAUGCUGGCUUCCCCUCUUUGUGCUUCUCAUCCUGGACUUCUGCUGCCCGGCGCGGAGCUGUCAGGUGCUGUUCCGCGCGGACUACUUCUUGGGCAUCGCCAUGUUCAACUCCUUGCUCAACCCCAUCAUCUACACGCUCACCAGCAAGGACAUGCGGCGGGCCAUCAUCCGGCUGCUCUGCCGCCACUGCCUCAUCACCAAAGACGGACAGGUCAAGAAAAUCGGCCUGCCCUUCCUGGAGUGCAGCACCAGCAAGACGGAGCUACCCUCCCACCGGCUCGAGGGAGUGGAGAACACCGUCUCCUCGGGGAACUUCACCCCCUCUACCAUCAAAGCCAUUUACCCAAGGAUGUCCAAGAGCUGAGCACAUUAUUGGAGCUCUCAAAAGGACUAUCCAUAACAUGUAGAGGUGCUGGAACUCUGACCUGGUGAAUGGAACUCUGAAAUGCACUUCACGGCACUACUACAUUGAGUGCCUAGUCCCUACACUUCCUCUGAAGACUGAGACUUUUAAUGACUUCACAUUGAUAAGUUGGCCCUCAGCAAACUAUUUUAUGCAUAGGGUUGAUCAUCCCUAUGAAUGAAGUCUCUAGCACUGUCAAAGUUGGGAUAUCAUACUGAGAGAGAAAAAUGAACACCUUCAAGGUAGAGUACCAUGCAACGUAAUGCACUCAGUGCAUUGUAAACCAGAACUCUUUCAAGCAUAAAUAUAUUAUCAGGUUAUGUCUGAAGAUGCAUGUUCAGAAGGAGCCGAAUAACUAGACUGUGUUGAUGCUGAGACUAUUUCAACAAGGCUGUGUGCACCACUUGGUUUUCCCUCAGAAACAGUAUACACAACCAAAAAGAGAAAGAUGCACACAUAGGAAAAUAACAGGUUUCCAAGUUUUUCCUUUCUUUGCCAAUGGUCUCUGGGCUGUUUGGCCAGAAAUCAGGUUCUUGUGGCCUCAAUCUCCACUCCUUAGCAUGGGGUUCUGGAUUGCUCCAAAACAUGCGCCUGGCAAGCGCAAGCACAAACGACUAAACAGAUCCAUGUGGCUUUUCAGGGCCUUGCUGGUUUUGUGAAAUAUGUUGUCGUAGAGACUCGAGGCCUGAACCUGCCUCCGCAUUUACUCCAAUAAAAAUGUAUGAAUACAAACAAUACAAAUUAUCGGUAGCAUUCAAUUAACUGACCACAAUGGUAGCAAUACUAUGUAUGGAAUAAACUGCAUUUAAAUGUAAUGUACAGAAUGUUUAGAGAUGAAAUGCCUAUUUUAUAAUGUAUAUCUAUGUGUUGUGUACAGUUUGACGGAAUGAUGAAAAUAGGUUUACUUUUAAGUUAUGUAUCAUCUUGUAAUAUAUGUAAAAUAAAAGCUUUUGAUCAGUUA
Molecule: messenger RNA, 2622 nt
Organism: Alosa sapidissima (American shad)
Lineage: Eukaryota; Metazoa; Chordata; Actinopteri; Clupeiformes; Clupeidae
Gene: s1pr5a
Product: sphingosine-1-phosphate receptor 5a
Exons: 2
Coding region: 432-1622 (396 amino acids)
Biological process (GO): G protein-coupled receptor signaling pathway
Cellular component (GO): membrane
Molecular function (GO): sphingosine-1-phosphate receptor activity
Source: RefSeq, a predicted model, not a curated record